Lucilia cuprina (Australian sheep blowfly) is the source of this 732-nucleotide messenger RNA. It is a transcript of the gene mRpL51, whose product is annotated as 39S ribosomal protein L51, mitochondrial. Gene Ontology annotation, cellular component: mitochondrial large ribosomal subunit. NCBI's taxonomy places the organism in Eukaryota, Metazoa, Arthropoda, Insecta, Diptera, Calliphoridae. The record is from RefSeq and is a predicted model, not a curated record. Gene Ontology annotation, biological process: translation. The coding region runs from base 96 to 629 and encodes 177 amino acids. The transcript has a single exon. Gene Ontology annotation, molecular function: structural constituent of ribosome.
UAUAUUUUUCACAUACAGUGUUAUUUUUUUUGGUGUGCGGGAGUGAAAUUAUCUAAUUAUUUAGUGAAUUUUAUUAAUUAAAAUUAAUUCUAAAAAUGUCCUUGCUAACAAAUACACUAAGGACUACACUUAAUGGAUUAACAAAAUUAUGUAGAACGACUACAGCAAAUCUUACACCUGCAGCUACCGGUGCCCUUUUGAACAGCAGACAGCUAUCGUUCGAGGAGAAAAGAGCACGAGGACCCUUAGUACGCCGUCAUGGCUAUAAAGAUCACCUUUUACAGGGAGGUUUACUACCUCAUCUAGAUAAUGGACAAAAGUUGCCCAUGCCUGAUUAUCGUCCCAAAAAUGCCUGGAAUACAAAACGUGCCCUAUUCGGUCAGAAUGAUUACAUUGAUAUUUUGGGCAAUGAGCGUUUACAUCCAACAAGAGUUUUGUAUUCGGUACCUUCCUGGUUGCGUGGUGUGUCCGGCAAUGAAUAUCAAGUCUUGUUGCGCAAACGUAAAAUGCUCUCGAAGACACUUUAUCCAGUUGCCCGCCCUACGAAAUGGAAACAUUUACAAAAGCGUAUUUUAUAUUUGUAUAAGUUCUUGAAUCGUAAAACGAAAACUGGCUUUUCUAAGCAAUAAACGAAAAUAUUUUAUUUUGUAUCUAGUAUAUUGGAGCUUUGAAUUAAUGUUAUAGAUGAUUGAUUCAGUAUGAAUAAAUUACAAUUUUAUUGUUACUUUAAAA